Molecule: messenger RNA, 1216 nt
Organism: Colossoma macropomum (tambaqui)
Lineage: Eukaryota; Metazoa; Chordata; Actinopteri; Characiformes; Serrasalmidae
Product: cystatin-like protein
Exons: 4
Coding region: 613-1170 (185 amino acids)
Source: RefSeq, a predicted model, not a curated record
GCCCUAACACUUCGCUCUACCCCUCUGUCUCAACAAAAAUCAGGACGCCCUACCCCUAGAAGUAAACACUCAAAACAGAAGGCAGAGUGGUAGGGGCGAGGGGUGAGAUGGGAUUGGGCCUUACUGUCGAGUUCCAAAAUGCCUCUGGAAUAAAUGUCUGCACAUGAUCUGUUUGGAGAUUUAUGGUUUGGGUUUCCACUGCCUAGCAGCCACACGCAAACCAAAGAUCACCAUGCGCAAUGCCAAGCAUUAGCUGGAGUGGAGUAAAACACUCCGCUGUUGGAUUCUGGGGAAGUUCUCUGGACUGAUGAAACACACUUCACCAAAUGGGAGAGAACACUACCUGCAGAAUACAUAGCAGGUUUAGUGGAGAAGAAGUAAUUGUCUGUAGCAGUUUAUGAUUUGGCCUGGACAGUUGAGAACAUCAGGUGAAGGCAAUAAAAUUCAGGGCCCUCCAAGGAGAAUCAGGAAGGUUGGCAAGUGGUGCUUUUUACUUGCAGCUGCCAACUAAAACCAAAAGCGAAGAGAAAAGGAGAGCCCGCCCUCUACUGUGGUUUCAUGAGGUUUGCUUUUGUUGUCUGAGUUCAGACAUGCGAACACAUAACGAGCAAGAUGAGUGCUGUGUUGAAGCUGCUGCCGCUGGUGGCAGUGACUCUGCUGGUUUCUGCUCAGGAAUGGAAGAACUAUGGGGACUUGCCUGAUUCAUACAGAGUACACGUUGACAAGGCACUGCAUGACGCCAAUAGAAAUUUUGGGGAUGCUUAUCAUGUCGCCUAUGACAUGCUCUUGUCUACCCCAAGAAUUACAGGUAGUGUCUUCUAUGUAAAUGUGCGUCUGAUGGUCACAACAUGCAGGAAGGAUGAACAGAAAGGUUUUGGACAUCGAGAUGAAUGUGUUACACGAAAAUCUAAAACGCCCUGGAUUGACUGUGUUGUGUGUAAGCCAAAAAAUGGUGAAGAACUGAUUGACUGUGCAAGACAAAAGGAUGUCAAGGACAGAAAGAAAAUUCGAAACAGGGUGCUCAGAUUACCGCCCUGGUACUGGAAGUCUUUUAGGACAAUACUGAGCAGCAGACUGGACGUCUCGGAAGUGACUGACUUUGAGGCCCUGAUACUGCACAUGUUAACCUGGAAGCACAAAUUCUUAAAAUCUUGUUUUCAAGAUAUUUAAUGCAAUAAAAAUAAUCACCAUUAAAGCGAUAGUUUCUCAUAAAAAA